AUGCAAAGUCCACAAUGGCUUGGACUCCAUCUUGGCAUCAAAACAGUAAACGUUACCGACAUCUGUUCCGGCAAAAAAUCUGGUAGAAUCAGAGCUCCAUCUAACGCACUCCACUUCUUCGCCAGUACCAAUGUUGUAUCUUCUCGAAACGCUCUUCUCUUCAGCAACUCGCACGUCGUUCACGCAACAGGCGGAAUCGUAACCACCUGUCAGCAGAAUCGAUCCGUUGCUGCUGUCGGUAACUUCAUCAAGCCAUUGCGAAGAAGAAACAUGCUUUCCGCCGUGGAGAGAGUCCAACGACCGGGCAACCUGGCAGCUGGUCAAAUCCCAUAA
This is a messenger RNA of Ogataea philodendri, 333 nucleotides long. RefSeq lists its product as uncharacterized. The record is from RefSeq and is a predicted model, not a curated record. The coding region runs from base 1 to 333 and encodes 110 amino acids. The transcript has a single exon. Lineage: Eukaryota; Fungi; Ascomycota; Pichiomycetes; Pichiales; Pichiaceae.